AUGUAUAGGCUGUUACAGAUCUUUGGCAAAGGCACACGGCACAACUCACGCUCGCAAUCAUGCCCCAAGAACGCAACAGAAAAGGAAACCCGCCUGAUGUCGUCGAUCGUCGUCUCAAGAAGAAGGAGUGGAAGAGAUAAAAGAGACGUCAUCAUGAUUUCAACAAAGCACGAUGCCACAAGAAAUGAUGCAGGCAAACCUGAGGUGGUUAUAGACUACAACGCGGGGAAAUCCUUUAUUGACUUGUCGGACCAGAUGGCCAGUUACUGCCCCUUCCAGAGGAAGACUUACAAGUGGUACCUGAGAAUUUUCUUCCAUCUUGUUUGCCAAUGUGCUGUCACGAAUGCCUGGACUCUUAUGAAACAGCACAGGAGAUGUAGUUUACCCAUCACAGAGUUCAAGAAGGACAUCGUAAGGGAGCUAUUAUCGAAGAAUCCCCUCAAAAGAAAGAAACAUUAUCUGUGCAAACCCGAUGGUUCAGGAAGAAAACCUUCUAGACGAUGUAUAGGCUGUUACAGAUCUUUGGCAAAGGCACACGGCACAACUCACGCUCGCAAUCAUGCCCCAAGA
This is a messenger RNA of Cooperia oncophora, 570 nucleotides long. The record is from the annotation of a GenBank genome assembly. NCBI's taxonomy places the organism in Eukaryota, Metazoa, Nematoda, Chromadorea, Rhabditida, Trichostrongylidae.